Daphnia magna is the source of this 1313-nucleotide messenger RNA. Its product is annotated as galactose mutarotase. Gene Ontology annotation, biological process: glucose metabolic process; beta-D-galactose catabolic process via UDP-galactose, Leloir pathway. The record is from RefSeq and is a predicted model, not a curated record. The transcript is spliced from 4 exons. Gene Ontology annotation, molecular function: carbohydrate binding; aldose 1-epimerase activity. Bases 106 to 1248 code for a protein of 380 amino acids. NCBI's taxonomy places the organism in Eukaryota, Metazoa, Arthropoda, Branchiopoda, Diplostraca, Daphniidae.
GUAAACGAUAUCGAAAUAUCUAAAAGAAGCGAUAUAUCUAUUCGAGUACAGAUAUAUCGCCAACACUACCACGGAGAUAACUGCCGCUUUACAACGAAGAAAAUAAUGAGUUUCUCAUCAACUCAUGUGACACAAGAAGCAUUCGGUGAAAUAAGAACAUCGGACGGAAUCCAACCUGUUACCCAAUUCACGUUGACUAAUCCACUUGGAGUUAAGGUGCAAUUCAUCACCUAUGGUGCCUCAGUUACCAACGUUUUCGUUCCCAACAAGAAAGGAGAACUUCAUGAUGUUGUACUGGGUUUUGACGAUAUGGCAGGGUAUCUAAAACAUGAAAACCCUUACUUCGGCUCUACAGUAGGGCGGGUAGCCAACAGAAUUGCAAAAGGGCAUUUUAAUUUAAACGGUAUUGAAUUUCAACUGGCAAAAAACAACGGCGAUAAUCACCUGCACGGAGGAACUGUGGGAUUCGAUAAGGUAGUUUGGCAAGCCUACGCUCACCGAGACGGUAGGAUUACUUUCACUCAUUCGAGUCCCCAUUUGGAAGAGGGUUACCCCGGUCAUCUGUUCACUCAAGUGACCUACACGUUAACCGAUUCCAACGAGUUAAUAAUAGAUUACAGAGCGCUGACAGACAGGCCAACACCGGUCAAUCUCACCAAUCAUUCGUAUUUCAAUUUGGCCGGUCAUAACGCUGGAAGUCAGCAACUGUUGAAUCAUCACAUUCAACUGUGUGCUAAUCAGUACACCCCCGUUGACUCUGGGCAGAUCCCUACUGGACGGGUUGCUAAUGUGGACGGUACGGUUUUUGACUUAAGGUCAGAAACGCUACUGAAAGACGUUAUCGCGAAAAUUCCGGGUGGUGGCUACGAUCACAACUUUGUUAUCAACGAUAGCAAGAACAAAUUCGACAACAAACUACCCUUGGUAGCCAAAAUUUGGCAUUCGGAGUCCGGUCGAAUAAUGGAGUUAUUCAGUGAUCAACCAGGUUGUCAAAUUUAUACGGGUAAUGGUUUUCCAGCAGAUGGUUCGUUAGUUGGCAAAGGCGGCACAGUUUACUCAACUCACGCUGGCUUGGCCAUUGAAGCACAAAAUUUCCCUGACGCUAUCAAUCAGCUCCGCGUUUCCAGCCACAUUUUCCAGGAUCCGUUCUUCAACCAGGUGAAGUGUAUCACCGUACUAUCGUCUACAAGUUUGGUACCCAAUAGUGACCAGAUAAUUGAUGUAGUAAUUUCUUUAAAUUUGAUUUAGUAAAUUUCUACAUUUUAUUGCUAUUUCAUUUUUUUCUCGUUAUUCAAAUACAUUGCUCAAUUCGA